This is a messenger RNA of Oncorhynchus keta (chum salmon), 1850 nucleotides long. It is a transcript of the gene sfrp1a, whose product is annotated as secreted frizzled-related protein 1a. Gene Ontology annotation, biological process: negative regulation of canonical Wnt signaling pathway; non-canonical Wnt signaling pathway; canonical Wnt signaling pathway. The transcript has 3 exons. The coding region runs from base 256 to 1188 and encodes 310 amino acids. Lineage: Eukaryota; Metazoa; Chordata; Actinopteri; Salmoniformes; Salmonidae. The record is from RefSeq and is a predicted model, not a curated record. Gene Ontology annotation, molecular function: Wnt-protein binding.
AGUUAUCUUUGCAGGCGCUUGUGUGAGUCAGUAGCAGCAGAAGGGAACAGAACAGCGGGGCUGCAACAAGAAGGCAGGAGUGGAGUUACACUGAAACCUGAAACUUUCCACUCAGAGAGCAUUUAUCAACUGGACUCUUUGCGCUUUUCUCCAUUUUAUUUUUCUCUUGAAGCAGGUCUGUUCUAUUCUACAGUGAAAGCUUCAUUGUCAGCUGCAUUUUACUUUUAUUCUGCAGACUCUCCUCUGUUGUGAACAAUGAGGUCCAUUGAACCAUUGUGCCGUUGGAGAAUCAUCCCUCUGGCUUUGACCAUGGCACUGGUGUCUUUGAGCAAAGCCUCUGAGUAUGAAUACCUGAGCUGGAAAUCGGACAUGUACAAUGGUGGCCGCAGCUAUGGCAAGCCUCCUCAGUGUGUGGAUAUCCCAGAGGACCUGAGGCUGUGUCACAAUGUGGGCUACAACCAGAUGCUGCUGCCUAACCUACUGGAGCAUGAGACUAUGGCUGAGGUGAAGCAGCAGGCGGGCAGCUGGGUGCCCCUGGUGCAUAAGAGCUGCCACCCGGGUACCCAGGUGUUCCUCUGCUCCCUGUUUGCCCCAGUGUGCCUGGAGCGCCCCAUAUACCCCUGCCGCUGGCUGUGUGAGGCUGUACGGGACGGCUGCACCCCUAUCAUGGAGUCGUUCGGCUUCCCCUGGCCUGAGAUGCUCACCUGCGACAAGUUUCCUCAGGACGAAGUCUGCAUUGCCAUGACUGCACCCAAUGCCACUGAAGCCACAAAACCCACAGGUUACUCCCCCAUCUGUCCCCCAUGUGACAACGAAAUGAAAACAGACAUCAUUCUAGAGCACAUGUGUGCCAGCGAGUUUGCCAUCAAGACCAAGAUCAAGGAGGUGAGACGGGAAGGAAUGGACCGCAAGGUGAUUCUGCAGAAAAGGAAGAAGCCAUUGAAACUGGGCCACCUGAAGAAGAAAGACCUAAAGAAUCUGGUUCUGUACCUGAAGAACGGAGCCGACUGCCCCUGCCAGCAGCUGGACAACCUGGGCAACACCUACCUGAUCAUGGGCCGCAAGGUGGACAAGCAGUUCCUCCUGACGGGCAUCCACAAGUGGGACAAGUCCAGCAAAGAGUUCAAAAAGGCCAUCAAGAAACUCAAGACCCACAAGUGUCCAGCUUUCGAGAAUGUCUUCAAAUAAUCAGACCAAGCCUUUCUAGAAGCAUCUCAUCAUCAUGCUACAGAAGAACUUGCACAACCAAACAACCCACCUUUGUUUAGCUUUUUAUUGUUUUGUUUAUACAUCUAUAUAUAUCUCUUUGUAUAUUUACAGACCUGCUUUAAAUUUCCUGUCGUCCACUUUCCAGUUAAGCAGUGUGAUCAUUGAGACCUGGUGGGUUUCCAGUUAUCUGAAAAAGUAAAUGACACUGCAGCCCCCUCCUCCUGUACUGAAAGCGUUUCCACUUUUGUAUGUAGAUAUUUGUGUUACACACUCCCUGAAUGUGCAGUAAAAAGACCACAAUUCAGUGAGUUCUGCUGAAAUGGAUGGACUUGCUCCUAUUGCUCUGAACAUGUAUUAGUAGAUCAUAGAAUUUACAAUUAGAUCAUAUUGAAUCGAUCAUACAGAAUCAACAAUUACUUGUAUUUUAGCUUUAAAAGCCACGUCGUAGAUAAGGUCAUUGAAUAACUUGUUGACAAUAGUAUGAUAGUGUGUUUUCACCGGAUUGUCUCAUCAAAAUAAUGACUGCACUACAGUUGAUUUUAAGAAUUGCAUCCUCUCUUCAGUUGCCUCUUUUUGUUUCACAUUUUCUUUGACUUGAAAAAAAAAAAUAUACACAUGUUAAUCCAAUCAAUUCCAGUACA